ACGCAAAGUUAAGAGGAGAAAGGGCGAGGAGCUAGGAGUAGGAGGAGGGCAUGAGCUUCGGGGAUCUCUUCGACGGCGGCGGGGCCGCUGCUGGCAUGCAGUACCCGUACGGCGCCUUCGCGUCAUCGCCGGCUCUCUCCCUCGCGAUGUCGGACGCCGGACGCCACGGAGAUCGCAGCGGUGGGCGGAUGGGUUCGGUGUCCCAUGGCGGCGGCGGGAACGCGAUGGAUGCGUCGGAGCUGGCGAACAAGAGCCUGUCGGUGAGCGAGCACAUCGGUGUCGUCUCUGGCGGCGGCGAGGACGACGAGGACGCCGAGGCUGGGAACCCGCGCAAGCGCAAGAAGCGGCACCACCGCCACACGCCGCAGCAGAUCCAACAGCUCGAAGCGGUGUUCAAGGAAUUCCCGCACCCAGACGAGAAGCAGCGCGCAGAGCUGAGCAAGCAGCUGGGCCUGGAGCCGCGGCAGAUCAAGUUCUGGUUCCAGAACCGGCGGACGCAGAUGAAGAAUCAACUGGAGCGGCACGAGAACGCGGUGCUGAAGCAGGAGAACGACAAGCUGCGCGCCGAGAACUUGUCCAUCCGGGAGGUAAUGAGGGACCCGGUGUGCGUCGGCUGUGGCGGCCCAGCGACGCUUGGGGAGCUGUCCCUGAAUGAGCACCAUCUGCGCGUUGAGAACGCGAGGCUCAGGGACGAGCUCACCCGAGUCUGCGCCCUCACAGCCAAGAUCAUCGGCAAGCCCAUUUUUCUCAUGGCGCCGCUGCACAUGCAUCAGACGCGUCCUAUGCCAGGCUCGUCACUGGAGCUUGUAGUCGCUGGUGCUGGAUCAAUGCCAUCGAGCACAAUGCCCGUCUCAACGAUCUCUGAGUUUGCUGGCAGUGUGUCAAGCCCAAUAGGCACGGUGAUCGCGCCCAUGUCGAUGGUUGGCAUUGAUAAGUCCAUAUUCUUGGAGCUUGCAACGAGUGCAAUGGAUGAGCUUGUCAAGAUGGCGCGGAUGAAUGAGCCGUUGUGGAUUCCAAGUGUUUCCUCACCUGGCUCGUCCGCCAAGGAGACACUAAACUUCAAAGAGUACUUGAGGACCUUCUCACCAUGCAUUGGGGUGAAACCCGCUGGGUUUGUGUCUGAGGCUUCUAGGGAGUCUGGCAUUGUCAUCAUUGACAGUAGCGCUGCUCUUGUCGAGGCCUUCAUGGAUGAGGGACGGUGGUCCGACAUGUUCUCGUGCAUGGUUGCCAAGGCAUCAACCGUUGAGGAGAUCUCAACUGGCGUUGCAGGGAGCAGAAAUGGUGCAUUGCUGCUUAUGCAAGCGGAGCUACAGGUGCUUUCGCCUCUUCUCCCUAAAAGGGAGGUGACUUUUCUUAGGUUCUGCAAACAGCUGGCCGAGGGUGCAUGGGCUGUAGUGGAUGUUUCCAUUGAUGAAUUCUUGAAGAAGCAAUACCAAGCUGCAAACGUGAAUUGCCGGAGGCUGCCUUCAGGUUGCGUGGUGCAAGACACCCCCAAUGGUUGGUGCAAGGUCACAUGGGUUGAGCAUGCAGAAUAUGAUGAGGCAUCCGUGCACCAGCUCUACCGGCCUCUUCUCCGGUCCGGCCUCGCCCUUGGUGCAGAGCGGUGGCUCGCAACACUACAACGCCAGUGCGAGUGCUUUGCCAUUCUCAUGUCAUCAGUUGCAGUGCUCGAGCAUGACUCGGCAGGUGUUUCACCGGAAGGGAAACGGAGCUUGUUGAAGUUGGCACAGAGGAUGACGGAGAACUUCUGCGCAGGGGUGAGCGCAUCAUCUGCUCGUGAAUGGAGCGAACUGAAUGGCUUGAAGGGCAGCAUUGGGGAAGAUGUGCGUGUCAUGGUACGGAAGAGUGUCAAUGAACCUGGUGUGCCGCCAGGUGUGGUGCUCAGUGCAGCGACAUCAGUGUGGAUGCCUGUGACACCUGAACGGCUCUUCAACUUCCUGCGCAAUGAAGGGCUGCGUGCUGAAUGGGACAUCCUCAGCAACGGUGGCCCUAUGCAGGAGAUGACACGCAUUGCCAAGGGGCAACUGGAUGGAAACUCCGUUACUCUGCUGAGAGCCGACCCUACAAACACCAACCAGGACAGCAUGCUGAUUCUUCAAGAGACGUGCAUCGACAAAUCCGGUGCAAUGGUUGUGUACGCCCCAGUGGACAUCCCAGCAAUGGAGCUUGUCAUGGGUGGAGGGGACUCGACGUAUGUGGCACUCUUGCCAUCCGGUUUUGCCAUUCUGCCUGGCGGGCCUAGCAUCAGCGGCGGUGGGCACAAGACAAGCGGAUCACUGCUCACAGUUGCGUUCCAGAUACUUGUCAACAGCCAGCCCACUGCAAAGCUCACCGUGGAGUCAGUAGACACCGUCAACAACCUUAUCUCCUGCACCAUCAAGAAGAUCAAGGUGGCGCUGCAUUGCAACGUCUAGACAUGGAAAUGGAAGAUUUUUGGCCUAGUGUGGGCAACCGGUGAUUAGUCUGAGUCAAGAACGAACCGUGAAAUAGAAUUAGACCUUUGCUAGGUGGUACGGAUCGAUGGAGCAGGUCCGUAGCACAGAGCAAUGGUGGUGGUUCGGGCAUUGACUCGGCACCAAUGGUGACUGGUGAAGUAAUCUGCAUUUUGGACACCACUGUAGUUGGUCAUCCAUAUAUAUGCUUUUGUGGGGUUCUAGGGACUAGGGGGUCUGGAGUCGUCAUUUUUUUGUUGGCUGGCUGUGGCUCAGGUUUUGGUAUCUCUGUUUCUUUUAGUUACAGCAAAUGUAAUGCUUUCUGUAGGAGCUCCGAUUUGUCGUUAUGAUUGGUGUAACUCUGAUACUCUACCUGUCAAUGUCUGGCAAAAGCAGCAUUGUAUGGUGAA
Molecule: messenger RNA, 2842 nt
Organism: Phragmites australis (common reed)
Lineage: Eukaryota; Viridiplantae; Streptophyta; Magnoliopsida; Poales; Poaceae
Product: homeobox-leucine zipper protein ROC4-like
Exons: 9
Coding region: 51-2414 (787 amino acids)
Biological process (GO): regulation of DNA-templated transcription
Molecular function (GO): DNA binding; lipid binding; DNA-binding transcription factor activity, RNA polymerase II-specific
Source: RefSeq, a predicted model, not a curated record